Messenger RNA from Oncorhynchus nerka (sockeye salmon), 5137 nucleotides. RefSeq names its product sphingosine-1-phosphate phosphatase 1-like. Gene Ontology annotation, molecular function: sphingosine-1-phosphate phosphatase activity. Bases 296 to 1753 code for a protein of 485 amino acids. Gene Ontology annotation, cellular component: endoplasmic reticulum membrane. Gene Ontology annotation, biological process: sphingosine metabolic process. The transcript is spliced from 3 exons. The record is from RefSeq and is a predicted model, not a curated record. Lineage: Eukaryota; Metazoa; Chordata; Actinopteri; Salmoniformes; Salmonidae.
ACCCGCAAAUUCCACUAUUGUUGCUAAUCGUUAUGGUGGUGAGCUUCUCAAACGCGCCGGCCACAGGCAUAACUGGUCGGAUUAUUUUGUGUCAAGUAGCUACCUACCUACAUCAGACUCCCCUCCUCCGAUCUAACUACAAAUGUUGUAUUCCAACGAUUUUCAACUAAACUGGAGUUUAUCGUAUUUCCUCUAUUUUGUCUGUGAAAGCUACCUACAGUAGCGAACGAGACUCCAUCUUGCAUGUGAUUUGGAGGGCGGCUAGCUAGCUAAACUAGUUUGUGUCAGACGUACUAUGGCGAAAGAUCUAAAAACGAUGUUCGUACGGUGUUGUGGGUAUUUGCAAGAUCCGCACCAUGUAGCAUCAUUUCAAAAGCUAUGUGGUGUCCAAGGCUCAUUCCCAGUCAAACUGAGCAGGAAAGAAUGGGAAAAUGAUUUUUUUGUUAACGGUGCCUGCGUGAAACGCCACCAGGACCAAAGUGGAAACGGCGAGGGACAUGUUGGCGGACAGCAAAUCGAAGGUCCUCUGCAAAGAAAAAGCGUAACUGCCGGAGAACAACAUAACGACUGUUCAAACAAGCUGCAACAUGGAACAGCUCUGGUGUCUGGGAUAGGGGAGACACCCGAACAGCAGACGGUUUCCCAUGAGGGAAACAGACAAAGUAGCGGCUGUAGAUUGACUGGGAAGUCGUCCAAAGCUGUUGAGAGUGACCGCGAGAAUGGGGACUCUAGUGGAAGGGUCAAACCUCUUCGCAGGAACUCACUGACUGGGGAUGUAGGCCAGGAGUUUAUUAUUCAGAAUAAAUUCCUAUUCUACCUUUUCACAUUCGGGUCCGAGCUUGGUAACGAGAUGUUCUUCAUUGUUUUCUUCCCCUUCCUAAUUUGGAAUGUAGAUGCUUUUGUCAGCCGGCGAAUCCUUGUGGUCUGGAUUUGGAAUCUUUUCCUCGGCCAAUCUACCAAAGACAUUGUCCGCUGGACGCGACCAGCAUCUCCGCCUGUGGUUAAAGUGGAGGUGUUUUACAACUCCGAGUACAGUAUGCCAUCAACGCAUGCCAUGUCCGGGACCGCCAUCCCGUUCUCUCUCUUCCUACUCACGUAUGGACGCUGGCAGUACCCUUUCCUGUUUGGCUUGAGUCUGGCCAUCUGCUGGAGUUUCCUCGUCUGUGUAAGCAGAGUCUACAUGGGCAUGCAUUCUGUCCUGGAGGUCAUCACUGGCUUUCUAUACAGCCUGCUGAUCCUGGCCGUCUUCCAAUCAACGUUGGACCAGAUUGACAGUUUCUACCUGACGAGCCACCAUGCACCGCUAGUCAUUGUCAUCCUGCACGUAGGCUUAGGCUUCCUGGCGUUCACCCUGGACACAUGGAGCACCUCACGGGGUGACACAGCGCAGGCUCUGGGCACUGGGGCCGGGGCUGCCCUGGCCUCCCACCUCAACCACCAGCUGGGCCUGCUGGCUGACCCACCACUUUCCUCCCUGCCCCUGGCACUGCCCCCCCUGAGUGCUGCCCUAUUGGCCCGCUCCCUGCUGCGCCUACUGCUUGGGGUGGUCGUCCUGCUUGCCACCCGGGCUGCAAUGAAAGCAGCCACCAUUCCGCUGGCCUGCCGGGUGUUUGGGCUGCCUGCUGGUGAUGUACGGCAGGCACGGCAGCACAUGGAAGUUGAGCUAUCUUACCGCUACAUCGUCUAUGGCACUGUGAGCUUCAGCUGCGUCUGUCUGGUUCCCCUCCUCUUCAGCUACCUGAACCUCUCCUGAACAGACUCGAUAAUCUGCUAAUCAGCCUCCACCCCUUGUGCUUAAACAGUACAUAUGUACAGCAGAGACAUGGCCACAUGCCUAUUAUAUUAUGGUGACCGGGAGACAAAAAAACAUAUGUCAACUCUAAACAUGUCCACCAACUUUUUUGGGAGGGGUUGUCUUUUUCAUCUCUGUCACCAGUUGUCAUGUUGUCAGUCUGUGCCGUUAAAAGUAAGCCCAGCUAGCACAUAACGUUCUGAGAACCAUAUGUUUCUUAGAGCUUGGUGAGAGUGUGGUUGUCUAAUGGUUAUUUUGCAUACAACCUUCCCACAAGUUUCUGGGAAUGGCGCAUGAUAGUUGCUUGGCUUUGAAACAUUCUCAGCACAUUUAAGAAACUUGAUGUCCUGAGAUAUUUCAUUACUAUAACAGAAAGUUUCCCAAAAGUUCAAACAUGGUUACAUUUAAAUUUUAGUAAAGUUUUAGGAACGUUCUCCAACUGGUUUGACAUUGGGUAUGUUCUCAAAUAGUUCAGAGAACGUUAAGAACGUUCUUCUGUAGGAAUUUCAGUACUUCAGCAUUACGUUUCCUCAUGGUUCUGUUUAAAGCAAUGUUCUCAAACUGUUCUAGAAUGUUAUUUAAAAAAUACAUUCCGUUCUCAGCGUGAACAGCAUCUUUUAAGUGUGUUCAGGUGUUGGCCGCGCCCUCUAAUUGGCCACACCUGAUCUUAAUGAGUGCUUGUUUCCUUUGAAAUGGGUUCAGUUUGAAUAGACUAAAAUGAACAGCGUUGUAUGAGUAAAAAAAAAACAUUGCAUGCUAGCUCCAUCCUGGUGGCGUAGUGGACUAAUUCAAUGGCUAGAAAACACAGAUCAUAGGUUUGAAUCUCAUUGACGCCAUGUCACAAAAAAUACAUGUGUUUGCAUGAUUUAAUGCCUACGCAAAUUAAUGUCCAUGUGUUCUUCCUGUGCUCAGAGUUCAAAACAGUUAAACUAAGCUGGCAGUGUUAUUAAAAGUCUUAUUGAAACAUGUUCUUAGAAUGUUAUUUAAGUUCAAAUCAGAAUGUUAAUAAAACCUCCUGGAAAAUCUUCAGGGAAUCGUAAUAAAAUGUUCUCAGAACCUCUCUUCUACCUAAAAAUGUAUGUUCUCGGAACAGGCAAAAAUGUUCACUUCUGUUCUCAGAAUGUUUAAGAAAUGUUGUUUUACUGGUCAGGAAAUGUAUGGCUUCAUUCCCAGAACCAAUAGGAAACCAAAAACGUGUGUUCCCACAGCUUCCAAUGAACCAAACGUGCUAGCUGGGAGGUGUUUGUUUUAUAUCAGCCAAAAUCCAUCUCCUCUUGAUUACGCUCUGCUCCCAACAGAAGACCCUUUAAUAGAAACAGAUACUGGCCCCAGUUCUUUUCAAAACAUUUAAGCCAGAUCAAAAUGAUCCUGUGUUCAAUUCUGCUCCCCGUUCAGAUGUCGUCCCUCAUUUUUGUAUGUAGUUUUAUGAAGAAACUGAAGCAAAUCUCUAACAUAUCACAUGUGCUACAACAAAGAUCAUGUUAUAUGAGCCCAUGAGAUUUGGGUCAACUUUUUAAAAAAAAUGUGUGUAUCUUUCUAAAAUUAAGGGGAACAAAGUUGAUUGUGGAAACAGGAAUGAGACAAAAUAUCCCCUGUGUUCCGUACAGGCCCUUAUCCUGCUCACUACAUCAAUAUUAUUUACCCUUGAAACAAUAAGCUGGACUCAAUUCCAACCCAACAAGUGCAGUUUGAUGUCAUUUCAGUUACCAUUUUCCCUUGAAUAUAUAUUUUUGUUCAUAGGAACAUACCACAAAAAUGUCACCUUACCAUUUGAGAGAGACCAUGCCCCUCCUGGAUGUUUUUUUCCCUCAGAAAUAUGUGAGAUUUGCAACUUGCAAGUGGAAGGAUAUUACACUCACUGUGAUCUCAAGGCAUGAUUAUUGGGGCAUUAAUCUGAUGUAAUUACAAUGGCUGUGUUUACACACAAGGCCUAAUAAGAUGUUUUUAUUUCAUAUUCAAUCCUUUUUGUUUGACUGUCCACAUUGCACAUACACAUUGACCCUGCCUUUUGAAAUAGCACACAGACACUGAUUAUUUAGUGUCACUGUUCCUUUCUAUCGUUUUUUUCCCCGUUUUUUUCUCAUGUCUUUAGCUAAACCUCUUUGGUCUUAUUUAUAAUGUAGACUACUGUAACAGUUUUGCGAUAUCUCUGACGGGCUGACAUGCUUGCAACCAAGAUCAGUGUUUGUUCCUAUCUUGACACUGAGAAUGACACAAAAGAGAGCAAAACAAUCUGAACGUCCAGACUCCGGUCACAUGCAGAGCAUUGGAAAUGUAUAGGAUUUUAGUACCACUGCAGAGCAUUGGACAUGUAUAGGAUUGUAGUAUCACAUACAAAUGUGGUACUAAAUUGGAACUCAAAAGAUCAGGGACCUUGUUUAUAAAACAUUCUUUUGCACGUAUUUGAUUGUACAUUUAGCUUACAAUGAAAUCCACAACAGAUUAUUUAAAAACCUUGAAAUGUGCGUACCUCUAAGUUAGCAACAGACCAUGCUUACAACUGUAUUCCAAGCAAGGUGUCAUUUCGCUCCUUUGGACAAAUGGAGGUGUAUGCCAUAGGGUAACUGUAAGGACGUUGAUCUAAGGAUUUGUGGUCUACGAAUAAAUAUUAUUAUUAUUAUUAUUAUGGUUCUAUUAAGAAGACAAACAGGAAAAUCAAAUUGUUGUCCACUUCAUGAAACAAUUUGGUGAGUUGGUGAAAGCACAGUAUGGGAAAAUGAUGUUUAUUUUUAUUGUAAUAGUAUUGCAAGAUAAUUCUUGUCUGUUCUUACGUGACAAGCUUAAAUCUGUAGGGCCAAAUGCAACCAAUAUUGGCCACCAUAUUACCACAAGGUGAUCUCUCGUUAAACCAUCAAUUCACACUAAGAUCACCCGCACAGGGAUCUCAAAUGCUUUCAACAUUCCUGAUCCCUUAAAGUCGAGCUACGAGCUCGGUCGGUGUGAUGUUAGUCUGCUUUCGCCCCAAAAUGGUUUCAUUUUUUUCUCGACAGGGUAUUAUUUGUGGUAUACACCUGUUCAUUGAGCAGACCAAUCGCAGAUGUACCUAUUUGACAAUAUUUCCUCGUUUUCCAUGCAAAAUCUACUGUUGCAAGUUACCCUACACAUUUUAUGAAUGGAAAACUCAUGUGUACAUACUUUAACAUCUCCAAUUCAUGUAAUUAUUUAACAACAAAUUGUCUUAAUACUGUAUGGGCAUUUCUUAUCAAGAGGAUGAAUUAAAAUAUACCAGAACUGUCCACCUCUAAAAUGUGUAAUUAAAUCAAGACAAUCACAAUUGAGUUAAUAUAAUCUGUUUUCAUUAAAUUGUUGUCAAAUAAAGUUGUCAGAUGACUUUUUAAAUUCUAA